Messenger RNA from Zygosaccharomyces rouxii, 3279 nucleotides. RefSeq names its product importin PSE1 (gene PSE1). NCBI's taxonomy places the organism in Eukaryota, Fungi, Ascomycota, Saccharomycetes, Saccharomycetales, Saccharomycetaceae. Gene Ontology annotation, molecular function: nuclear import signal receptor activity. Gene Ontology annotation, biological process: protein import into nucleus. Gene Ontology annotation, cellular component: cytoplasm; nucleus. The transcript has a single exon. The coding region runs from base 1 to 3279 and encodes 1092 amino acids. The record is from RefSeq and is a predicted model, not a curated record.
AUGUCAGCACUUUCUAACGAUGUUAACACUACUUUGGUAAACGUUUUACACGGAUUUGCAUCUCCUAAUAAUGAGAUCCGUUCUGCGGCCGAAAACGCUUUGAAUCAAGAUUGGAUUACAGCGACUAAUAUCGAGGUUUUACUAAUCUUUCUGGCUGAACAAGCUUCUUAUUCCAACGAUUUAACCUCCUCCGCAUUAUCAGCAGUUCUUUUCAGAAAACUGGCACUAAGAGCACCACCUUCUUCGAAAACGGUUAUAAUUGCAAAAAAUAUCACACACAUCGGCCCUGAUGCACUGGCUCACAUUCGUUCUACACUUUUAAAAGGGUUUGUUUCUGAAAGACCUGGUACGAUCAGACAUAAGUUAUCGGAUGCUCUUGCGGAGUGCGCCCAGGAAGAUUUACCAGAAUGGAUGGAAUUAUUACAAACCUUGGUGGAAGCAUUAAAGAACCCGGAUCCAAAUUUCAGAGAGUCUAGUUAUAGAAUUUUAUCCCAAGUACCCCAUUUAAUCAAUCAUGUGGAUGUUGUUGACGUAAUGCCGAUGUUUGAAGCCGGAUUUACAGAUUCUGAUGACAACGUUAAAAUCACAGCAGUGACAGCAUUUGUCGGUUAUUUCAAACAAUUACCCAAGACGAAUUGGGCAAAAUUAGGUGUACUAUUACCAAGUUUAUUGAACAGUUUACCCAAAUUCUUAGAUGAUGGUAAAGACGAUGCUCUGGCGGCAGUAUUUGAGUCUUUGAUAGAAUUAGUGGAAUUGGCACCUAAAUUGUUUAAGGACAUGUUUGGUCAAAUAAUACAAUUUUGCGAUAUAGUUAUCAAAAAUAAAGAUUUGGAAACUCCAGCAAGAACAACAGUUUUGGAACUUUUGACAGUAUUCAGUGAGAACUCUCCUCAAAUGUGCAAAGCUAGUACUCCAUACGGUGAAUCUGUUAUCAUGGAUACUUUAUUAAUGAUGACUGAGGUUUCUGUAGAUGACGACGAAGCAACCGAAUGGAGAGAUUCGGAUGAUGCUGAAGAUGAUGAAGAAGAGGUCGCCUAUGACCAUGCACGCCAAGCUUUAGACCGUGUUUCAUUAAAGUUGGGUGGUAAGUAUUUGGCUCCACCUUUAUUCCAAUGUUUACAACAGAUGAUUGGUUCUUUAGAAUGGCGAGAGAGAUUUGGUGCACUAAUGGCUCUUUCAUCAGCAGCUGAAGGUUGUCGUGAUGUACUUAUCGGUGAAAUCCCUAAAAUUUUAGACAUGGUUCUACCACUGAUUAACGAUCCUCAUCCAAGAGUUCAAUACGGAUGCUGUAAUGUUUUAGGUCAAAUUUCAACAGAUUUUGCUCCGUUGAUUCAGAGAACUUCCCACGAAAGAAUCUUACCAGCUUUAAUCUCAAAAUUGACUACACAGUCUAUCGAUAGAGUUCAAACUCACGCAGCAGCCGCAUUGGUCAAUUUUUCAGAACAUGUGAAUCAAGGUAUCUUGGAACCCUAUUUGGACAGUCUUUUAACCAAUUUACUAAAUUUAUUCCAGAGUAACCAAUUAUACGUACAGGAGCAAGCAUUGACUACUAUUGCCUUUAUCGCUGAAGCCGCAGAGAAGAAAUUCAUUAAAUAUUAUGAUACUUUGAUGCCCAUUUUACUCAAUGUUUUGAAAAUGGAUGUCGAUGGUGCUAAUAGAGUUCUAAAGGGUAAAUGCAUUGAAUGCGCCACUUUAAUUGCAUUGGCAGUUGGUAAGGAGAAAUUCGCUGAACAUUCACAAGAAUUAGUCAAUCUUCUAAUACUGUAUCAAAACAAUGGUAUUCAAGAUGAUGAUCCAAUAAAGACUUAUUUGGAACAUGGUUGGAGUAGAGUUUGUCGAAUUCUACGUGAAGAUUUCGUACCACUUCUACCAAUCGUCUUACCAUCUUUGUUGGAGACUGCAAAGGCUACUCAGGAUGUCAGCUUAAUCGAAGAAGAAGAAGCUGCCAAUUUCCAACAAUAUGUGGACUGGGAUGUGGUUCAAAUUCAAGGUAAGCACAUUGCCAUCCAUACUUCAAUUUUGGAUGAUAAAGUUUCUGCCAUGGAAUUAUUACAAGUUUACAGUACCGUUUUGAAAAAUCUGUUUGCCGUUUAUGUGAAGGAAACUAUGAAUGACAUUGCAAUUCCUUCCAUCGACUUUUAUCUGCAUGAUGGUGUCCGUGCUACUGGUGCUAAUCUAAUACCAGUACUACUAUCAUGUCUCAUUUCUGCUACAGGGGUUCAAAAUGAAGAAGUGCAACAACUUUGGAAAAUGGCAUCUACAAAACUCAUCUCUGGUAUAAUUUCUGAACCUAUGCCAGAAAUUACACAGAUUUACCAUACUGCACUAGUAGGUGGUAUAAGCAUUAUGGGUGAUAAUUGCUUGAGUGAUGAUUUACAAGCUAGAUUCACUAAAGGUGUAGUUGCCAACUUGGCAGAUGUUUAUGAACGUGUGAGGCAACGUCACGGUGAAGACGAUGAGUAUAACGAAGAUAUUGAUAAAGAAUAUGAAGAUUUUACGGAUGAGGACCUGUUGGAUGAAAUCAACAAAUCGAUUGCCGCAGUUUUCAAGACUUCAGGUGGUAAUUACUUUGGCCAUUUCCAAUCUCUAUGGCCUCUAGUUGCUACAUUUUUGGAAGAUAGUGAGCUUAUUUUAAUUUUGUUUGCCCUGGUGGCUAUUUCUGAUUUAGUACAAUAUGGUGGUGAAAGAUCUGCACCUUUCAAAAAUAGUUUUAUCCCCAAAGCAACAGCUUAUUUGGUUUCACCUGAACCAAGCAUUCGUCAAGCGGCUGCCUACUUGAUUGGUGUAGGAGCACAAUCUGCUCCAAACACUUAUGCUGAUGUCUGUAUUUCAUCCUUGGAUAUCCUUUUCCAAGUUGUAAGUAUUCCUGAUGCCAAAUCCGAUGAAAACCAAACAGCUACUGAAAAUGCCAGUGCUUCCAUUGCCAAGAUACUUUAUGCCUUCAACACCACUAUUCCAAACGUGGAAACUUACAUUGCCAACUGGGUUAGAUCUUUGCCAAUUUUAGUUGAUGAAGAGGCUGCUGCAUUUGCUUAUAGAUAUUUGAGCCAUUUGAUAGACACUUUUUCACCAGCGGUGUGUGAACCAUCCACCAUCCCGGUUAUUGUGAAUAAUGUCAUUGAAGCUCUUCAUCACAAGUCAAUACAGGGUAAAAAUGCUUUGGCCGUUGUAGAAUCUACCAAGAAGCUACUAAGCAGUUUAGGUCAAGAUCAAGCUAUGGGCUUACUACAAAGGUAUCCUCCAGAUGUAGCCCAAACUAUUCAAGAAUGGUUUUUUUGA